GAUGUUGGACGUCCUGCUGCUCUUUUCCAGCAUCUGUACAGCUGUUGUUGGUGGAGCUUCACAGACAAUUACUGGAUACAGAGGAGAGAGAGUUGACAUCAGAUGCUCAUAUGAAUCUGGAUAUGAAUCAAAUUCAAAGUAUUUUUGUAAAGGGGAGUGUAUCUAUGGAUCUAGAAUCAUCAUGGUUGAAUCAGGAUCUCCAGCUAAAGACGAGAGAUUCUCUCUGACUGACGACACGACGGCCAGAGUUUUCACCGUCACCAUCACUGAUCUGAGACCAGAGGAUGAAGGCCAAUACUGGUGUGGUGUGGAGGGGAUUAUUUUUGACGACUAUUCAGAGAUUGUGUUGCUGGUUAAAGAUGUAUACGUCUCCACAUCACUGGCACCUUCACACACGUGUAAGUCCCUGACCCUGGCGUUUGCACUGACGCUCCAGGACAGAGAUAAUGAGACCACUGAGGCUUCAACCAUCAGCACUUCUUCAAAAACACCGUCAUCCUUCAGUACAACAGAACUGAGUCCACAAUCAGCGACUCAUCACACAGAAACUGAAACAACAACAGGAAAUACUACAGUUCAACUCCAUCAGACAAACACUAAUCUGGCUUCUGUUGCUGGCGGUCUGGGUUCGGUUCUGCUGGUUCUGACUCUGUGUUCUGGAACCUUCAUCAUCCUGAAGAAGAGGAAGAGGAAAUCUGGGACAGCUUUAUUUCAGCAAAACAUGCAGCGCGAUACAGAGACUGACCGCAUGUAUGAAGAGAUUCCAAACACAGUCGUCACCUUGGUAACGUCUUCAUCCAAUCAGACGCCUGCAUCUUCAUCCAAUCAGACGCCUGCAUCACACCACAACAACUGUACAGAAGUCUCUACUGUUUACGCCACAGUAACCAAUCAGCAGCCUGAUUCAAACCCCAGUCACACCCACUCGACCAAUCAGGUGACAGAUACAGCCGGUGAUUAUUAUGCCAAAAUAAAGUGUCCUGAAGCAACACAGGACAGCGGGACAGAACUGAUCUACGUAACAGCAACACAUCCACAAAACAUCACAACGCAUCCGCAGAACGCCACAACACACGAGGAUCCGAUAUAUUCAGUGAUCAACCAUAAAUGA
Rhinichthys klamathensis goyatoka is the source of this 1111-nucleotide messenger RNA. Its product is annotated as CMRF35-like molecule 8. NCBI's taxonomy places the organism in Eukaryota, Metazoa, Chordata, Actinopteri, Cypriniformes, Leuciscidae. The transcript has 8 exons. Bases 2 to 1111 code for a protein of 369 amino acids. The record is from RefSeq and is a predicted model, not a curated record.